Molecule: messenger RNA, 4701 nt
Organism: Toxotes jaculatrix (banded archerfish)
Lineage: Eukaryota; Metazoa; Chordata; Actinopteri; Toxotidae
Gene: wdr26b
Product: WD repeat domain 26b
Exons: 14
Coding region: 431-2260 (609 amino acids)
Biological process (GO): proteasome-mediated ubiquitin-dependent protein catabolic process
Cellular component (GO): GID complex
Molecular function (GO): protein binding
Source: RefSeq, a predicted model, not a curated record
GUUACGUCAGGGCGUUAGGACUCCAUUAGAGCUGCAGCUGUUUUGAGAGAAACAACAACAAAAACGGGCUAACUGUCACGGCUACUGUAGUGACAGUCCGCUCUCAGCCCGACAACGAGGCCUUAAAUCUGGAAGCUUAAUCUUCAUUUCCCACCCGGAGCUCCGCCGGCUUCUAACCACGGCCGCUCUCGGUGAGGAAACUCUGGCCUCCGCUUCCUCCUCCUCCGACUCGGACACCGGCGGAGCGUCGCCGCCCCCGCGGAAGAAGCACCGAGCCUCGGCGGCGGAGGGAGCAGGAGAGCCCGGGGCUUCAGCAGUUGUAACAGGCCUCUCUGGAGUUGUCCUAGGACUUGCUACGCACUCUCCGCACUCUCAAACCACCUCUGCCAUCCACUUUAACCGAAGUGUUGUCAACAACCUCAGCAGCAGCAUGCAGGCAAACGGGGCAGGACAGGGACAAGAAUCCUCAGAGCUUUCCUGCCUAAACAGCGCACAAAACGGGGAGUCAUCCUCUGCCGGCGGAACCCACUCCAAUGGGCUUCUCUCCAGCACAGACAACGGGAAUAGUGUCGGUACCAGUAACGGGUCCUCAACCGGGCCCGGUUCGGGGACUUCGGCUGCCUCUACGACCUCGGGCUCGGAGGUCGGUUCGCUGAAAAAGAAAAAACGACUAUCGCAGGCGGAGGAAGAUGUCAUACGAUUAAUAGGGCAACAUCUCCACGGACUGGGGCUGAAUCAGACAGUGGACCUGCUGAUGCAGGAGUCAGGCUGCAGACUGGAACACCCCUCAGCUACCAAGUUCCGCAACCAUGUCAUGGAGGGGGAAUGGGACAAGGCUGAGAAUGAUCUCAAUGAGCUGAGAGCACUGAUGCAUUCUCCCAACGCUAUUGUGCGAAUGAAGUUCCUGCUGCUGCAGCAGAAGUACCUAGAGUACCUGGAGGACGGCAAAGUCCUGGAGGCUCUGCAGGUGCUCCGGGGAGAGCUGACGCCUCUCAAGUACAACACAGACCGCAUCCACGUACUCAGCGGGUACCUAAUGUGUAGCCAUGCUGAGGAUCUGAGGGCCAAGGCAGAAUGGGAGGGCAAGGGUACUGCCUCCCGCUGCAGACUGCUGGACAAAUUACAGACAUACCUGCCACCCUCUGUGAUGCUGCCCCCGCGGCGGCUGCAGACCCUGCUGCGACAAGCAGUGGAGCUGCAGAGGGACCGCUGCCUCUAUCAUAACACCAAGCUGGACAGUAACCUGGACUCAGUCUCUCUCCUUCUCGAUCAUGUCUGCAGCAGGAAGCAGUUCCCCUGUUACACCCAGCAGAUUCUGACAGAGCACUGUAAUGAGGUGUGGUUCUGCAAGUUCUCAAACGAUGGCACCAAACUAGCCACUGGCUCCAAAGACACUACUGUCAUAAUUUGGACAGUGGACCCGGAGAGCCACCAGUUGAAGCUGCUGCGAACCCUAGAGGGUCAUGCAUACGGAGUCUCCUACUUAGCCUGGAGUCCCGAUGACACCUACCUAAUCGCCUGUGGACCUGAUGACUGCUCUGAGCUUUGGCUCUGGAAUGUUCAGACGGGGGAGCUGCGGACCAAAAUGUCCCAGUCCCAUGAAGACAGUCUGACCAGUGUGGCCUGGAACCCCGAUGGCAAACGCUUUGUCACCGGAGGACAGAGGGGGCAAUUUUAUCAGUGUGACCUGGAUGGUAACUUGUUGGACUCCUGGGAGGGCGUGAGAGUGCAGUGCCUGUGGUGCCUGAGUGAUGGCAGGACAGUGCUGGCCUCGGACACCCACCAACGUAUCCGGGGGUACAACUUCGAGGACCUUACGGACAGAAACAUAGUUCAGGAGGACCACCCUAUCAUGUCUUUUACUGUUUCAAAGAAUGGAAGAUUAGCUUUGUUAAAUGUAGCAACUCAGGGAGUACACCUGUGGGACCUCCAAGACCGGGUGCUGGUGAGGAAGUACCAAGGUGUGACCCAGGGCUUCUACACCAUCCACUCUUGCUUUGGAGGACACAACGAAGACUUCAUUGCAAGUGGUAGUGAAGACCACAAAGUGUACAUCUGGCACCGGCGUGGUGAGCUUCCCAUUGCUGAGCUAACAGGCCACACACGCACCGUUAACUGUGUGAGCUGGAACCCAGCCAUCCCAGGACUCAUGGCUUCCGCCUCAGACGAUGGCACAGUGCGUGUCUGGGGUCCUGCACCCUUCCACGACUCGCAAGAGGCGGAUGGACUCAACGAGAACUGCAGUAACAUGGACAGUUGAUGGUCACUCAUGGAGCAAAUGGCAUCUCUCUUUGACAACAAUCCAAGGAUCCCACAAUAAAACAAAAUCUAAACGGGCAAACAAAAUCUAACAACCUAAAGAAAGUCAAGAAUAAGAAACAGAAGCCACCAAGACAAAAGAGAAAACAAAAAGUGAGAAAAACUUGUCUCCUGACUGGCCUAGACACAAUGGUGGAGGUGAUGACGGACACUCUGAAAAUUCAAGUCCUCAUCCAAAACCUGAUCCUGACCCAGAUGCCUGGAAAACCAGUCAAUGCUCAGCGGGAUACCACCGCCAUCCACUGGUGAGCUGUAACAGGCUGUUCUCCUCCUCCAACUGACCCUUCUCCCCCCCGAUCUUGCUGCAUGGUCACCAGCCAUGCCAGGUCCUCGUAGAGUUUCCCAGGAAACCCACCUCCACCUUGAGCUUGGAGUACAUCAAGUCCCUGUGAUGCCUCCAGACAGACACGGCAGACCAGCCGUCUACUCAUUGGACUACAUCUGUCUGCCUGUUUUGUCUUUCACGUUACCUGUAUAAUGUCUCCAUGGACAUGGGUGGGGUGUUGCUGGGGGAGGAUGGUGCAUAGGGGGAUAUAGCAACUCUUCUGUAUGUAUGUUUUUCCUCUUCCCCUCUUUCUUGCUAUAUUCUUCGCAUUUGAAAUGUUGGACAAAGGCCGAAAAUCCACCAUCAAAACACUGACCGACCAGCUGACAAAGAACACAAAAACAAGGCUAUGCUAAAUGUUGGAAUUUUUUUUUAUGAUAGUCAUAGCGUUUAUUCUCAUUUAAGAGGUGAAUCUUAGCUUGAGUAGUGCCCGUGGAAAGCUUUAGCGUCAAGAUUCCACUUUCAGUUUCUCGACACUAGGAAAACAAACUUUUUAUUCCUUAAUUUAACUUCUAACAAGGACAGUCGCUGUAAUGUUUCAAACUGACAGCCUCCCCUCCUCCAAAAAAAAACCCCUCUGUCAAGCUAGCUACCGCACAACUCCAUUACAUCUGCCUAAGAGGAGAAGGACAGAGGGAUUCACAGGUCACAUAUCAGCAGUGAGGGGGUCAGACGUUGUCGGUGAGGUGGGGUUUCCACUGUCAGGACAUAUACUAUGACCCUUCUCAGAAGAUAUGCUUUCAGAUGUGAAAGGGUUCAAGUGCAUUUUUAACUGCACACCGGUGACUGCUGUCCCUCCUCUGUCUGUGUGUGUGUGUGUGUAUGUGUGUGUGUGUGUGAGUGAAUGAGUGAGCGAUUAUGCAUACACACAUUGUGAGAGUUGACAUUUUUUGUGGGUGCAGGUCUAAUUGGAGCGUGUGUUUGUAUGUGUGUUCAAUUCACACCAGCAGAAGAUUCUCGCAACUCCCCUCCUCUCUCCCCUACGCUCCUAAUCCCAUAGUAAAAUUGUAAAGAGGAUUUUAAACCAAUUCUAAGUUAUCCAAAGCCCCAUAGGGACCUCUAUCUGUGGAACAAAGACUACUUGAGAGCCAUUUUGUAAAAGAAAACCUUUUUUUUUAAUCUGGGGCUUUGAUUUUUACAUUUGACGUUUAUUUUUUUUUCUCUCCUUACCACGUGGCAUUCAAAUGGCACUGAGUUAUUGGCAUCCAAUCACCUUUGUGGGGAGAAAAAGAAAAGGAAAUAUAAGAAAUAGCAGUUGGUUCGAGGCAUGUUUCAAAAGACUGUAAAGUGUUGUGUUAUUAGCAAAGGGUCAUUUCAUAUGAGGAGUCAUUGAUUGUAAUUACUGGACGAGUAGCUAGCACGGCCCUAGAGAGAAGAGGCACCAAUAUCCAGAACCACGCUCUGAGCCCACAGUGUUAGGGAGUGUCAUUGCAAUCCUGAAACACACACAAACUGCCUUCCUGUUCAUACAGUUGCACACAAACCUUCAGUAUGUAUGACACCCUCCCACUGCACUUUGAGUGGUCUUUUUGCUCUCUUGCACCGACUGCAAUGGCAUAAAUCCGUAAGGUUCUCAUCGCCUCAUGGUCGCCACACUUUGCCGUUCUUUUGGCUGAAAAGGUUGCAUUGGCAAAGACUUAAAACCUAACAGGAGAUUGCUAAAGGAUUCAAGCCCUCUUUAUGCCUCUAUGCACCCAAAAGCAGUGACUGAUUUAUCUAGUAGACAUUAUUAAACUCAACCUCUCGCAUAUAAGGCAUAGCAGCCUCAUCUCGAGGGUACCGCUCUUGGAGCUUAGAGAGAACACAGCAUUAACUCCCCCUUUGCUCUCCAGCCAAGUUAUUCAGUGGUCAGUGCACCAUUCAAAGCUUUCUUCCUCCCUUUUUCAGGGUAUGUAAUGACUAUUUGCUACAGACUGAUAUACAGUAAAAAUGUUUAAAAACAGUGCUUUUCUGUCUGUUUUUAUUGAACUUUUUUGUUACUUAAAUUUUUUGUUCACAUUAUAUCAUUUUUGGUUGACCUCUAUCCCUGUAUGAUCAUAUUAAAAUAUAACCAGACA